UGUGGUGGAGUAUGUAAAAUGUAAAAAUCUCCGUUCCACAGCAAUAAUAUCUUCAACUGCGACCAAUGAAAUCAAACCAAUCCUGCCCCGAGGGACACGUUCAGGUCCGAUCGAGACUGAAAAUGAGGCGGCCUUGACUAGACCAUCGACGACAACUGUUUACACGAAGACCGUCACAAUCUGAUAGACCCAAAUUGAAGCCACAUCUUCUCUGUGGAUCAAAAUAAAAGAGUAUCAUUUGAUCAUACCUAGGCAAAUACUGAAACAAAUGAGAAGGUUUCUGUUGUGACAAUCACAGAAGCCAUGGGCUCUCCAUGGGUUUUACUGCUUGUUUUCAUGGUGUUUAUUUGGGUGGAUGGCAGUCAAACACAAAAACAGAGUAGUACAGUGCUUAGUCUGUCCUCUGAUCAGCUUAAUUCUUCUGGACUCAAACCCAGCGAUCACAAGUACCUUGUUUCUCCAAAUGGUGUGUUUUGUGCCGGUUUUUACAACUUGACAACGAAUGGUUAUGCCUUUGCUGUGUGGUAUGCAAAUGAUUCAGAGCGGACCCUGGCAUGGAUGGCAAAUUCAUCAUCUUUGGUGGGCACAAAUUCUUCUCUCAUCUUAAAGGAAGGAAAUCUGUCAAUUAUAGAUGAGAAAGGGCUGAACGUCUGGAGUCAGACGGUUUCUGGUUCUGAACUUACGUUAGAGAAUACUGGUAAUUUAGUCUUCAGUCGUUGGGAGAGCUUCCGUUUUCCUACAGAUACUCUUCUUCCAAAACAAAACUUUACCAAAGUCCAGAAGCUGAUGUCGAGGCUUGCAAACGGUACUUAUGGCAGUGGCAACAACUACUAUUCUCUUUCUUUAGACGAGAAGUCCAACAAAAUCAGCUUGUAUUACAUGAAUGAACAGCAAGGCCUGAUGCAGAAAUAUUACUGGCAGUCAGAAGGCGGCUUUCCGGCAAUUAACCUGGACGACAAUGGGUUUCUCAAUACAAGCAGCGUGGAUAAAUCUAAUUUGAUCAUGGCGUCUGACGCUGGGGAAGGUAAACGCUUGAGAAGGCUCGUUUUAGAGAGCAACGGGAACCUUCGGCUGUAUAGUCGGAAAAUGGAUCCUUAUUCUUCAUGGAAUCUAGUGUGGGAAGCUGUCUCAGAGCACUGCACAAUCCAUGGGUAUUGUGGAGAGAAUGCUGUUUGUAAGGUCAACGAAUCGUGGGAACCAGAGUGCCGGUGCCCACCUGGUUUUGAGUACAACCCUAGUGAUAAUCGAAGCUGCAAGGCGAUCACUGAUAUCGAGGACCCCUCCAAUGUAAGAUUUGUGCCCCUGGACUACGUCGAUUAUGCGGGAUCGAAUGUUACAGACCGGCCGGUCACAAGAUUACAGGAUUGCAAAGACUCCUGUAAGAAUGAGAACAGCUGUAAGGGUUUUGCAUACGAUCUGGACAGUGGGCACUGCGUCUUUCAAUACGGCAAAUUGGUGAACGGGUAUUGGUCUCCAGAAGCGCACAAGCGCAUGUAUUUGAAGGUCUCUGCAACUGAUGAACAAGCUAAUAAAAACCCCUUUAUUGGACUCUUCUCAGUAGUCCAAAAUGUUUGCCCAACUCUGAUAAAGCUAGCGUUCCCCCGGAAGGAUUCAGACCACACAACACGAGAUCUGGUCAUAAUCUGUUCCCUGUUCGGCGCAGAGCUUUUGUGCGGAGUUCUUGCUUUCUGGGCAUUUCUGAGAAAGUAUUCGAGAUUCAGAGACAUAGCACGAAUUUUCGCCCUGGAUCUCAUGCCCUCUGGAGGGCCCAAGAAGUUCACAUACGCAGAGCUGAAAGCAGCCACAAAUAGCUUCAGCGACAAACUGGGCGAAGGAGGAUUUGGGCCUGUGUACAGGGGACUUCUGCCCGACCAGAGACAAAUUGCAGUGAAAAAGCUAGAGGGGCUUCAACACGGGGAGCAGCAAUUCUGGGCUGAGGUCACCAUUAUAGGGCGGAUCCAUCAUCUCAAUCUUGUUCGCAUGUGGGGCUUUUGUGCAGAAGGGGAGCACAGACUGCUCGUAUACGAGUUCAUCCCCCAUGGGUCUCUAGACAGGCAUCUGUUCUACGGGGACGGAGCCAAUGUAAUGGACUGGGGCAUCCGAUACCGCAUAGCUUUGGGGGUCGCGAGGGCCAUAGCCUACCUGCACGAGGAGUGCCUGGAAUGGGUUCUCCACUGCGACAUCAAGCCGGAAAACAUUUUGCUGGACGAGAGCUUUUGUCCCAAGGUUUCAGACUUCGGCCUGGCAAAAUUGGUGGAAAAAGAGCGCAGUCUGAGCAUGUCGACCAUUAGAGGAACUCGAGGGUACUUAGCGCCGGAAUGGUUUGAACUCAACCCAAUAACUGCAAAAGCCGAUGUGUACAGCUUUGGAAUGGUGCUUCUGGAGAUUGUUAGCGGAAGAAGGAAUAUGGUUACAACGAAUCUUCCCAGUUCCAAUAUGGAGAACGAUGACUGGUAUUUUCCUGCUUGGGCUUUCGAGAUGGUGGUGAAUGAAAAGGUUGUGGGCGAGGUGGUGGAUAAAAGGCUCGUUGGAGUAACAGAAAAUCGCAGUCAGUUGGAGGCGGUGGAGAGAAUGGUAAAGACUGCGUUCUGGUGCAUUCAGACUCGGCCUGAGGAGAGGCCUUCUAUGGGGAAGGUCGCCAAGAUGUUGGAAGGCAGCGUGGAAGUCGACAACCCACCGAAGCCUCAACUCAUGUCUGAAGUCGAUGGAGAUACAUUUAGCGGUGUACAAUCCAUCAAAAAAUCUGCAAUCAGCCGCUAUUGAGAUACCCAAACCAGGUAAUCCCAUGCUUGUUUCUGUCAGUUAAUCUUAAUGUUAAACCCAAAUGACUCAAGAGGGGAAGGACAAAUGACCUUUGCGACGAGGCAUGUAAGGUUAAAAAGACUUUCUUAGUUUGUCCUUUUAAGCAUUAGUCUUAUCAUAUUGUAUUUUUGAGUUGUUCUGUUAAACAUUAGUCUGUUAUGUUAUUAUUCAUAUCGUUUUAUUAGGGGAAAGGAUCUAGUAGUUUUUUAUCAUAUUGUGUUUCUAAGAACAUUAGUCUGUUAUGUUAUUAUACAUAUCAUUCUAUUAGGGGAAAGGAUCCGGUAGUUUUUUAUCAUAUCGUUUUCUUUGAGUCUCUGGACGAUGUCGUUGUAGCUUUGGCAUAUGGUCACAUGCUUUAAAAAAAUAAGCUUUUGUAUGGUGUUUUUCACUGUAAUAUAUUUUAUUCAAUAAAGUAAAAUAAUGGAGAUAGUUUUUAA
Cryptomeria japonica (Japanese cedar) is the source of this 3239-nucleotide messenger RNA. Its product is annotated as G-type lectin S-receptor-like serine/threonine-protein kinase At1g34300. The coding region runs from base 304 to 2763 and encodes 819 amino acids. Gene Ontology annotation, biological process: protein phosphorylation; recognition of pollen. Gene Ontology annotation, molecular function: protein serine/threonine kinase activity; ATP binding. NCBI's taxonomy places the organism in Eukaryota, Viridiplantae, Streptophyta, Pinopsida, Cupressales, Cupressaceae. The record is from RefSeq and is a predicted model, not a curated record. The transcript has a single exon.